This is a messenger RNA of Olea europaea var. sylvestris, 671 nucleotides long. Its product is annotated as alpha-soluble NSF attachment protein-like. Lineage: Eukaryota; Viridiplantae; Streptophyta; Magnoliopsida; Lamiales; Oleaceae. Gene Ontology annotation, molecular function: syntaxin binding; soluble NSF attachment protein activity. The coding region runs from base 1 to 564 and encodes 187 amino acids. Gene Ontology annotation, cellular component: vacuolar membrane; SNARE complex. The record is from RefSeq and is a predicted model, not a curated record. Gene Ontology annotation, biological process: intracellular protein transport; SNARE complex disassembly. The transcript has 6 exons.
AUGAACAAUACAAGAAGCAGUAUUAAGAAAGGCAAAUUUCUAGACAUUGGCGAAUUGUACGAGCAGCAAGAGAACUUUGACCAAGCAGUUGUGUAUUUCGAGCGCUCUGCAGACCUUUUUCAGACUGAGGAAGUGACAACAUCUGCAAAUCAGUGCAGGCUGAAAGUUGCACAAUUUUCUGCUCAGUCAGGGAAAUAUCCUAAGGCAAUCGAAAUAUAUGAAGAAAUAGCACGGCACUCUCUAAAUAAUAAUUUAUUGAAGUAUGGAGCUAGAGGCCAUCUUCUUAAUGCUGGAAUUUGCCAACUAUGUAAAGGAGACGUUGUUGCAAUAACCAAUGCAUUGGAAAAAUAUCAGGACAUGGAUCCUACGUUCUCAAGGACACGGGAGUACAAACUCUUAGCUGAUUUGGCUGCUGCAGUUGACGAGGAAGAUGUUGCAAAAUUCACAGCUGCUGUGAAGGAGUUCGAUUCUAUAAGCCGGCUGGAUGCUUGGAGGACGACUCUUCUCUUGCGAGUAAAGGAAACGCUGAAAGCUAAAGAACUUGAAGAGGAUGAUCUGACGUGAUAGAAGUGUUGAUAUUCGGCACUUUUUCCUUUUUAAAUACAAAAUAACAUAUCAAGGAACUUAUUAAUAUCAUAAUCAUUGUUAUUAUUAUCGUUAUUAUUUUGGAA